Messenger RNA from Thunnus maccoyii (southern bluefin tuna), 3181 nucleotides. It is a transcript of the gene eogt, whose product is annotated as EGF domain-specific O-linked N-acetylglucosamine (GlcNAc) transferase. The record is from RefSeq and is a predicted model, not a curated record. Gene Ontology annotation, molecular function: protein N-acetylglucosaminyltransferase activity. NCBI's taxonomy places the organism in Eukaryota, Metazoa, Chordata, Actinopteri, Scombriformes, Scombridae. Bases 330 to 1907 code for a protein of 525 amino acids. Gene Ontology annotation, cellular component: endoplasmic reticulum lumen. The transcript is spliced from 16 exons.
UGCCUCCCCCGUAAACUCGUACCAACCUUAUUUAGACGACAACUGAAAGCGAGUUUAGUGUCUGCUGCAGGUUUUUGUACCGCGAAAACGGAAAAUAUUUUUUCCUGUCCAGUUCUUUUGCUGCCACAGCGGUGCAGUUUAAUGAGCGUUAAGGGUCUUUGUCAAUAUAACUAACGUUAACGCUACAUGUUAGCCACCACAUAAAACAUUUCAGACAUGAGCCUCCAUGAAGUAACGUGAAAAGAUUUUUUCAUAUUUCACCCCCUGUCAAAGGAAAAGAAGUUCUGUGAAGAGAGACGGCUAUCUCACAUGUCUGUGUAAUUCUGACUAUGCUGCUCUUGGUAGCGCUGGGCAUAGUUUUUUCUUCCACUGUGGUCACCACUGAGAGGGCUGAGAAAACCAGCCACAAACCACCAGCAUCGCUGUUCAACUACAGCAGGAUCUCCCUGCCGCCAGAGCACGUACCCUAUUUCCUCUACAACAACAAGAGGGUCGCCAAGCAAUGCCGCCUGGACCCACUCUGCCCUUUUAAAGAUGCACUACUGGAUUUGUCUGCUUGUUGGGGUUAUGAGAAGAACUGUGAUCCAGAGAAGCGCUUUAGCUAUCCUGUCUGUACCAAAGCUGACUCUGGAUGGGCUCAUUCACUGGAGGCAGCCCAGGAGCUUUUCUGGAAGCAGGCUGAUUUCGGCUAUGUCAAGGAGCGCCUCACUGAGCUCAAAACACUCUGCAAGGCCAGCAAACCAGGGGACUCAUCAUUAAAAUGCAGUAGUCACACUCGAUUCUGCAAGGCAACUAACCUUUACCUGGACUUGCGGAAACCGCGAAGAGGUCAUGAGAGAUACAAGGAAGACUUCAUCCAGAGGGGUGAGAUUGGUGGUCGUUGCAGACUCAACAAGCAAGCACUUGCUACUGAGGGAGAGCACAAGAGCCCCUUGCAAUCUUGGUAUGCAGAGCUCCAGACAUACACAGAGCUGGACUUUCAUCCCAUACAGGAUGGACACUGUGACAUCAUCAUUGAAAAACCUACUGUUUUCAUGAAACUGGAUGCUGGUGUGAACAUGUACCACCAUUUCUGUGACUUUGUCAACCUCUACAUCUCCCAACACAUUAACAACUCCUUCAGCUCAGAUAUCAACAUUAUCAUGUGGGACACGAGUUUUUAUGGUUAUGGAGAUCUGUUCAGUGAAACAUGGAAGGCCUUCUCAGAUUAUGACAUCAUCCACCUGAAGACCUAUGACUCUAAAAGGGUGUGUUUCAAAGAUGCCUUCUUCUCCCUCCUCCCAAGAAUGAGAUAUGGCCUCUUUUACAACACGCCUCUCAUCUCGGAUUGCUACAGCGAAGGGAUGUUUCGGGCGUUCUCUCAACAUGUCCUACAUCGGCUGAACAUCCCGCAGAAUAGACCCAAGGAGGGGCGUGUUCGUGUCACCCUGCUGGCUCGCAGCACAGAAUACAGAAGGAUAUUAAACCAAGUGGAGCUUGUAAAUGCCCUCAAGACUGUGCCACUACUGGAGGUCAAUGUGGUGGACUACAAAUACAAGGAUGUUCCCUUCCUGGAGCAGUUGAGGAUCACCCACAACUCUGACAUCUUUAUAGGGAUGCAUGGGGCGGGUCUUACACACCUCCUCUUCCUCCCCGACUGGGCUGUCGUCUUUGAGCUAUAUAAUUGUCAGGAUGAGAGCUGCUAUCGAGAUUUGGCUCGGCUGCGGGGCAUUCGAUACGUGACUUGGCAGACAGCGGACAAAGUGCUCCCACAGGACAAGGGUCACCAUCCCACCCUUGGGGACCAUCCAAAGUUUACCAACUACUCCUUUGACGUGGGGGAGUUCAUGCGCCUUGUGCUGGACGCAGCCAGUUAUGUCACACACCAUCCCAAAUGGCAGCGUCGUAUCCUUCAUGAUGAACUCUAGAGUCUCUCGGAGUGGGAGUGGGGAGCGUUCAAACAUCUGGCUACUGAAGAACCCUUAAAUUAUACACACCUGGCUACAAACAUGAACCUGCCCAAAAGACAUCUUGACAUUUGCAGUGUACUUUUUGUGACUAUUUUAAAGUUAUACAUACACCAGUGGACGUCGAUGGUCUGUCGGGAGUAUUUGUCAACUGCCCGUCCGCUGCUUUGAUAGGUCUGGAUGAGUGAAAGCAGUAUGGCGGACAACUCGGGUUUGAAUAGCUUCCACCAGCUCUAUUAGUGUCAAAUCAGUUAAAGGACGAGCCGCGUGCAGUCGAAACAUCUGGGGAAUGAUAAGAUGUUUGCUAUGUUUCUUCAUUACCUCUGCUGUGUCUACUUCAUUCUAUGCAGACAAAGUUAGCUAAUGAGCAGCUGUUUCGGCGUCUCUUCACAUGCGACAUCUUGUCACCUUUGAUCAGUGUCACCUUGACGCGAGACUCGUCAGAGCUGUUGACAAUCGCAGUUUCUGAGCACAUCCAGAAUACCUUCUUUUAAGUUUUUUUUAAGUUAUGCUCAUCACAAACACUUAAAACUCUAACAAUAAGAGAUGGAAAGUCAAGAGACAUUUUCUUUUGUAUCAGUAUUCAUGUUAGUAUGCAUGCCUGUACAGUGACACUUUUAAACAAAUUUUAAGUAUUGUGAAACAUACAUUCAAGUAUUUAUAGAUAAAAUCCAACACUCCAUUGUUACACAAAACCUAAUGACAAUAAUGUUGCUUUUGUCAGCUGAACAUCACAAAUAUUGCACAAGCUUUUUAAAUGUAACUGUUACUAUUGCAUCUUUAUUUACAGUUUACAUGUUUUUCUUUUAUAAUUUGUCACAGUUAUUAUUUAAUUGUAUGUCUUAUUGGUUUUAUGAAAUAUGCCAUUGAUACUGAUGUCUGUUUUAUUAUAAAUUCCUUUGCAUUUUACCAAAGGAAAUUCAUUGUCAGUAUGGUCAAAUGAUGAGGGUGCUGCUACAAUCCCUUUUCCUAAAGCCUUUUGAAUGCUGUUAAUUGGUCUGAAAUGAAAUGAGCACAAUUUGCAUUUAGUCUGGUGCAAAGCAAAAGAGUAUUUUGAGAGUUAAGAAGAUCAUUUUCAUGUUUCUUGGCCUCUCUGUGAGCUUGAUGUUUUAUUUAUCAAUGAAAUCAUGUUGAACUGAGUCAGACCUUUUUGGUCAGGGCUUUUCUAGACUUCUAGGCAAUUUCAUAUUCAAAAGCUGUGUAAUAUUUUUAAAUAAAUAAUUCUAAAAAAUGCU